Messenger RNA from Nothobranchius furzeri (turquoise killifish), 3663 nucleotides. RefSeq names its product zic family member 6 (gene zic6). The record is from RefSeq and is a predicted model, not a curated record. Gene Ontology annotation, cellular component: nucleus. Lineage: Eukaryota; Metazoa; Chordata; Actinopteri; Cyprinodontiformes; Nothobranchiidae. Gene Ontology annotation, molecular function: RNA polymerase II cis-regulatory region sequence-specific DNA binding; DNA-binding transcription factor activity, RNA polymerase II-specific. Gene Ontology annotation, biological process: regulation of transcription by RNA polymerase II.
GCAUUUUUACUACCACGGUUAUUGCCACAAAUCAAGAGGGCAAAGUGAACGGUAUGGGACUCACACCAACUCUAACGAAAUUCAGUCUGGUUCCUAUUCUGCGAUGUUCCCGGCCAAGAAUUUUACAUGCAGAUGAUGCCCAGCAAGGGGAAAUGGGAAGAGCAUUUCUAGGUGUAUCCUGAAUUGGUUUGAUUUUGCAAACUCAUAGCCAAACUCACAACAAAACAUGACAAGCCUCUCGAGGUUUAGUGGCUGCCCUCUCUCUUGCGUCAACCCCGGGGAGAGCAAUACUGAACCCAGCGUGGUGCUGCCACCUUUGGCAGGAGAGCACAUGGGACACCCCACCGGCAGUUCCUUAAAACUCUGCCCCUCGCACACUUUGCGAGACUAUGCCGAGACGAGGUCCAGUGCUUAUGCUGACCACUCGGUUCCCAGUUUUUCAGACUCUGGAUACCACAGCCCUGGGGGCAUCAUCAUUGGAGCCAAUCUUUCUGGAGCCGGCAUGCCACCCGUCACUGAUCAACUGGCAUCAAGAGCUAACCAACAUGGCGGGAUUGGAAGGUAUCGUGACUUUGCUGGCUGCAGAGACAACAGAAGCCAUACUUUUUUCACAAGUUACCAGGAGCAGGCCCACGCCUCCGCCGACGCAUCUCGAGACCUCACAGGCCAGAUGAUGCUGGGGCUGCCCAGCGACCUCCUCGCCCGGACUCACACUUAUGGCCAAACCAUCAGCCCCAAGGGAAACAGCCAGCAGCUCGUCACCCAGUUCCUGGGUCUCUACAAGCCCCUGAACAUGGCAAUUCAGCGCGGAGGAGCGGACGCUUUCCUCAGGUGCUCCAAGCAGGCGGUCAAGCACGAGCUGGUGUGCAGGUGGAGUGACGGCAAAGAGGGGCCCGGGAAGCUGCCCUGCUCCAGAGCCUUCGGGACCAUGUAUGAACUUGUCACCCAUGUGACAGUGGAGCACGUCGGUGGAACUGAGCAUUCUGAGUAUGUGUGCCACUGGGAGGACUGUGCGAGGGACGGGAAGCCUUUCAAAGCCAAAUACAAGCUGGUGAACCACGUUAGAGUCCACACAGGGGAGAAGCCUUUUCCCUGCCCCUUCCACGGCUGUGAGAAAGUUUUUGCAAGAUCAGAAAAUCUAAAGAUUCACAAGAGGACUCACACAGGUGAAAAACCUUUUAAAUGUGAGUUCGAGGGCUGCAGCCGGAGAUUUGCGAACAGCAGCGACAGGAAGAAGCACUCUCACGUGCACUCCAGUGACAAACCCUACAUGUGCAAGGUCAGAGGCUGCGACAAGUGCUACACCCACCCGAGCUCUCUGCGAAAGCACAUGAAGCUCCACUGCACCAAGGCCCACGUCGCCAAAGGUGGCGAAGCGCGUCCCGGUGACGAAGAUGACCGGACCGCGGAGGGCAGGGCGACCCAGAUCAGUCCCCCGCAUCCACCCACCUCCACUCAGGAUGUCCCCCUGUCCCCCGAGAGUCGAGACGACUCGACCCCGAUGUCACGUUUCCAUCACGCGUUUGACAGCAGCUUGGACUACUCCGCGCACAGGUCGCAGCCCCUCCUGGACCCUUUGCUGUUGCAGAGAGGCAGCUACAGGUCCCAGUCCUCCCAGUACCACUGCGGCCAAACGGGGCACAGUUUUGGCCAGACAUCGCGGACUUUCCCUCCCUCCUCUCCCUUUCAGAAAAGCAUCGUGAACGGAUGGUACACGUGCCACAGCGGCGUGGACUCCUUCCCACCAAAGCAGUGCAACAUCCCCACAAUGUGAGGUCCUGCUUGGUGGGACAGAAACAUCCAGCCUGAGACCCAGAUGUUCUACAGAUGUUCCCGUGUUUCUUUCUAAUUUCCUGUGAAUGUUGUAGGUUGUGAUUCAGCCAAAAUCUUGCUUUGCGCUGCGCAAAUUGCGCAGCGUGGCAUUUGUUGUUGUUGUUAUUGUGAGGCCUGUUUGGUUCUGCUAACCUUUAAAGCAGCUUCUCACCGUGUUGCAUAACGAUUUAAAGCAGCCUGUCUAUGAAAGAUUGUUUAAAGCAUAUUUUAAAUCCAAAUCCUUAUCAGCGUGUUCUUUUAAUGGGAAAUGAAAAAAUGGGUGGAUAAAUAAAUAAGUCUUGCAGAAUGUAGCCCUCACUGUAGGGGUCUUUGUUCAAUGUAAACUAGGUGUAGUGUAUGUCGAGAUGAAUAGAAAAUAUAUUCAUGACUUAUGUAUGUCGCAAGAUGAAUAAUUAUCUGGAAGAUCUUUCUCUCCACUCACAUUUUGGAGAUCUAACAAGCCUGCGUGGUGGGCCCGGAGCAGGAUUUGACUGUAAUUAAAGAACCGGCAGGCUCAUUAUUAUUAUUUCCUUCUUCCCUUGAUUAAAUUCAAAUCUUCGCCCCUCUUUUUUCAUUAAACAUCCUUGUAAUGUGUAAUAUAUGUUUAUUUCACAUUUCUGUGCAGUAAAACCACAGUGUUCGUGUUAAUGGUAAAACGUUUCAUUAGAAUACAGCUCCGCUGUACUGUACAAUUAAUUAUGUACCUUAUAUUUUAUUAAAUUGUCUUCCCUUUGAUCAGACGUGCGUGACAUCACCAACUCAGUUUCUUCGAUUCACACUUCUUUUUUAUUUCUUAAAAAAAAAAAAGAUUUUAUUCGUUAAGUUUGCAAAUCUCGUGCAGCUCGUGGACCCACCGCCUGGAAACAUGUCCCACAGAGAUCUUCUAUAUUCUUUAUUAAAGGAAUUUCAGUCAAAUCACGUGUGCAACGUGAGAACUUAAAUCAGCGAAAAAAAAACAAAUUAUCCUCUUGAAAUGUGUCCUAAUUCCACUAUAUAUAUAUAUAUAUAUAUAUAUAUAUAUAUAUAUAUAUAUAUAUAUAUAUAUAUAUACAUACAGUAUGUAUGUAUGUACAUUACUGUUUUACCAAAAGAAAAAGAAAUAGGUCACUCUGAAACGAUGAAGACUCUUCCCUUUAUGCCUGAUUUAAUUGUGUUUUUUCCUGCUCACCUUCUUAUUGAACACGUGUUUAUCGUGUAAGCUGCUUUAAAACAGAGUUUCCCCUUCUUUGAAUCCAUUAAUAGUAAAAUGUUUGACUCUCUUGGUUUCACUGACACAAUUGUUUGCAUAGAUUUUGUUCCUCCUGGAGUUCAAACAUCAGCAAACACCUCAUUAUUUUACAGGAAUGAGACAAAAAAACUCCUUCUUUUCUUCCUGCAGAGCAUGAAUUCCUGGUGCAGACUUGUUCUCAUUGAGAUAUGUUUGUUAUUAGGUUGCUGUAAAAUUACACCUCUACCUAAAAAUAAUCACAAAUAACCCAGAUCUUUAAAGAUAAUCUAAUUAGAACAAGUUUUUUUUGUUGAAAACACUUUUUAACCUGUAAAAUUCUUUAAUGCAACAUUUUUAUUUAUUUUGAUGUGAAAGCAGAUGGAUAAUUUCCAAGGUUUUAAAUGAGUUUAUUUAAAAUUUGCAGUUGUAAAUGAUUGGGAUGAACCAUCCAGUGCAACAUUGUUGUUCCUCUGGUGCUUUUAUUUAAAUAUUAUUUACAACCCAAGCAACAAAAACCCAGAUGCUUUUUGUGAAUAAAGUGUAUAAAGAAAAUGACAUAAUUUUGCUCUGCUUAUUACAUUUCUGAGCUCAACAGAAAUAAAUCACACUCACGUGUUUACAGUAUCUGGAGAUGCUGUCUAUGA